AUGCUUAGAACAACGCUAAGAAAACAGGUAGGGCUGUCUAGAGGGGCUGCAAAGAGCUGUGUGUUCUCGAGAUCGAUAGUGCUAGGGCCGGAUGGAAAGCCGAUAUCCUCUGGUUCUGGAGGUUCUGGAGGUCCUGAACACAAGGUCCUCGGGCUGGACGGAAAGCCAAUCUCCAGUCCGGGUCCUAGGUCGUUUACGCUGGGAAAGGAUGGCGGCGAAGUGAAGCAGACAUUGACGAAGUCUGAGAACUUGACGAUCCUCCUCAAAAACAUGAUCAAAACAACUGGUCCGAUCUCGAUCGCCAACUUCAUGAAGCAGUGCUUGAUCAACCCGGAUUACGGGUACUACACCACGCGUAAUCCGUUGGAUGCGAAGGCGGGCGACUUCAUCACGUCUCCCGAGAUCAGCUCCACCUUCGGCGAGAUCUGCGGGCUAUGGUUUUUCAGUGCGUUCUUGACACAGUUGAGACACCAGGCGACGCACAACAGAGAGAACUUCAGAAUCAAAGAAAAGAAGUUCCGUCUGAUAGAGUUUGGGCCGGGUAAAGGUACGCUUAUGUUCGACAUGGUGAGGACGCUAAAGAGGUUUGUGAAGGACAGCAACCCCAUCGAGAUUGUGUUUAUCGAGAAGUCGGAGGUGUUGAUCAACGAGCAGUACAAGACCCUGUGCGACACGACGCAGGCGAAGCUCGAGCGCAAGGACGAGUUCACGUUCAGGUCUGUGUCGCGUUGGGGCAACGAGAUCGUAUGGUUGAAGGACGACAAACCGGACCUUCCUGACGACAAGAGCUACAUGAACUUCGUCAUGGCGCACGAGUUCUUCGACGCCAUCCCGAUGAACAGGUUCGUCAAGACCGAGAAGGGGUGGAGAGAGUACUUGGUCGACAUUCGGCCUGAUGCGAAGAAGGACAGUCUUCUGCCGAACGUGACCACCACCACGCAGUCCGACUUGGAGAAGAAACACGACUCCGACUUUGUCAUCAUCCGGGCUCCGUAUGCGACGCCCAGCGCAGCCAUCCCAAAAACGACGCCGAGAUACGACUCUUUGCCCGUCACGUCCGAAAUUGAGGUGUCCCCAGAGUCCCACACUUACAUGUAUGAGAUGGGUAACAUCGUCAAGUCGUCAGACAUCGGCGCAGGACUGGUGAUCGACUACGGGACCACAACCAUCCCAAUCAACUCGCUCAGAGGGAUUAAAGACCACAAGUUUGUGAAUCCGCUUAGUGACGUGGGUAACGUCGAUCUUUCGAUUGACGUGGACUUCAGCAGCUUGUCCGAAAUCCUCAAGGAGUCGAAGUUUGAAACCUUCAUUGCCGACCAGGGUGAUUUCCUCAACUCGAUGGGCCUCGGGUACCGUAUCGACCAGUUGAUGUCCAAGCACGUUGACGACGACGCCAUGAAGAAGAACCUCACUGCGGCAUACAAGAGGCUUACCGGAAAAGACAUCAGGGAUAUGGGCAAGGUCUAUAAAGUCCUCGCCUACUUCGACUCUCAGUACAAGGAGAUAAAACCGCCAGGAUUCGGAGGCGACAUCGAGUAA
This is a messenger RNA of Pichia membranifaciens NRRL Y-2026, 1539 nucleotides long. RefSeq lists its product as hypothetical. The transcript has a single exon. Lineage: Eukaryota; Fungi; Ascomycota; Pichiomycetes; Pichiales; Pichiaceae. Gene Ontology annotation, molecular function: protein-arginine omega-N symmetric methyltransferase activity. The coding region runs from base 1 to 1539 and encodes 512 amino acids. Gene Ontology annotation, biological process: mitochondrial respiratory chain complex I assembly. The record is from RefSeq and is a predicted model, not a curated record. Gene Ontology annotation, cellular component: mitochondrion.